Siniperca chuatsi (mandarin fish) is the source of this 3151-nucleotide messenger RNA. It is a transcript of the gene ccnq, whose product is annotated as cyclin Q. Gene Ontology annotation, cellular component: nucleus. The transcript is spliced from 5 exons. The coding region runs from base 282 to 1055 and encodes 257 amino acids. Gene Ontology annotation, biological process: regulation of transcription by RNA polymerase II. NCBI's taxonomy places the organism in Eukaryota, Metazoa, Chordata, Actinopteri, Centrarchiformes, Sinipercidae. The record is from RefSeq and is a predicted model, not a curated record. Gene Ontology annotation, molecular function: cyclin-dependent protein serine/threonine kinase regulator activity.
AGUCCAGCUAUUCCUCUUCCGGUAACCAGCGUGGCUAGGAACCGUGGAUGUAUGCUAGCAACAAAUUACACUGAAGCUAAUUUAGCACUUUAGAGUUCCGUUUGUUUUCUAAAUUAGGAACAUACACGGACACUGCCGCAGCUUAAUGUUGCAGCCCCGGGUGUGCGACUUUACAUUGAGUUACAGUUAAACUCAAUGCGCUAACUAACCAGUCGCCUUCUUGUAAACAGUGUUUCUUGUACUAGACAACGUCAGAUACUCCUGCUGAUGGUCCGGGAUCCAUGGAGGGUCCGUCCUCUCGUUUACCUGCCACCCAAGACGGAUCGCAGUGGCUGGCGGGCAGGAGAGACUCCGGCGGGGAUGCAGAGUCUGACCCUGCCCGGGACAUUAAAACACACUUUCGCGUCUGUCGCUUCAUUAUGGAGACAGGGGUGAAGCUGGGUAUGCGCUCGGUGCCCGUGACCACAGCGUGUGUGUUGUACCACCGUUUCUUUGAACGUGUCAGCUUGCGAGCGUAUGAACCCUACCUGGUGGCCAUGAGCUGUGUGUACCUGGCUGGCAAAGUGGAGGAGCAGCACAUCAGGACGCGUGACAUCAUCAACGUAAGCCACAGGUAUUUCAACAGUGGCAGCGCUCCUCUAGAAUGUGACAAGGAGUUCUGGGACCUGAGGGACAGCGUGGUGCAGUGUGAGCUCCUCAUCCUCCGACAGCUCAACUUCCACGUCUCCUUUGAACACCCUCACAAGUAUUUACUCCACUACCUGUUGUCUGUGAAGUCGCUCGUGAACCGCCACGCUUGGUCUCGAACCCCCAUCGCUGAGACUUCCUGGGCGUUGCUUAGAGACUGUUACCACGGAGCCAUGUGCAUCCACCACACACCCCAACACAUAGCCAUAGCAACGCUGUACCUGGCUCUAAACAGCUACGGAGUGGAGGUGCCUGCCGGGGAGAAAGAGUGGUGGCAGGUGCUGUGUGAGGACGUGACCAAAGCAGACAUCGAUGCUGUGAUCUCGGACCUUCUUCAACUCUACGACAUGGAGGCCAAGUGUAUCUGAAGGACACACCUACAGGACCCACCGCACAUGGGAGACACAUGAGAGUUGUUUUGUAUGUCUGUGUAUGUCUGUGUGUGUGUGUGUGUGUGUGUGUGUGUGUGUGUGUGUGUGUGUGUGUGUGUGUGUGUGUGUGUGUAUUAGUUAUUCUCUGCAUGUAAGUGUUGGGGUUCAGGUGCGUUUGUGUACAUGUGUGUGUUUGUGUGAAAGAGAGGAACACUUUGUAUUGCCCCAGUUAAUCUGUGAGCUGUGACAAAAACACACCUGCACUACCGAUUCCUGCCACCCUGGGGAGACAUUUCUUGCUUUCUGGUCUCUGAUCUCUCAGUCCUGCAGAAUACUGAUGUGCUCUGGAAUAUAUCGUCAGCACCAGGUUUUUUCAAAAACAUCCCAGCCCUCAGCACCAGAAGUCUCUUCACACUCCACACGUUUUAACUACAAAUACCACGGUAUGGAUUUGGUGGGAAAAUCUGAAGUUCAUCAGCCAGUCGUUAGAAAUAAUUCAGUCAAUAAUUCCAACAAAUCCGUAAAAAUGCAUGGGAAUGGUGAGUUCAGUAAGAUAUUUGUUAUUGAAUGGCAUUAUCCCAACACAUUUCUGCAUUAGGAUAAUACUAGACAAUAAUAAAUCCAUAGCUGAGGUUACGUGUUGAUUGUCUGAUUAGAAUCCAGACCACCUUGCUGCAUAAAUCUGCACAUUAACAAGAAAAAUUGGAUUUUCUGUAUGUCUUUACUUUUUAAGAACUCAUCUUGACAUUGCAUAUUAUUAUAUAAAAAGUAUAUUCACAUGUGGAUUAAUUGGCUUAAUGACCGAUUCAUCGUAAGUGUUAAUAUACAGUAUCAUGGUGAUUAUAGUGGGCUAUCUGGCAGCUCAAGUGCCUCUUGGUUUAUUAAGCCUUGUCUUGUGUGUUUUUGCAGUGCUCCCAUAACCAGAGAUCUUUUCAUGAAUUAGUUAAAAGACAGUUUGUCAUUUUUGGCGAAGGACCAAGCAGAUGAAAAACAUGUGGGGACGUUAUGUGCUGUAUGUUUUAGACUGAUGUUUCUGCUGUUAAAAUUAACAUUGUUUGAAUUUUGACUGUGUAUUGUUCGAAAUGAACAGACCCUGCCCUAUCCUGUUUCAAGGAUAUGUCUGGUGAUAUUCUAUAUUUUCUUCUUGUCAGUAAAUCCCAUGAAAAGACCAAACCCAACAAUGAAUUGACAAUACUUAGUGUAGUCUGUGUAUCAAAGCAUGAUAUAUCUUCUUCCUCUGAGCCACAGAGCUCCAUUGUUGUCCAAAAACUAUUAAAAACACAUCUGUGAGCCACACAUGUUCCUUCAUUAUCAUGAACACACACACUGUAGUUUAUUUUGACUCAAUCCCACACACACACACACCGUCCUGCUGCUCCAAAUACUCACUACAGCACCACAUGUGGAUUAAUCCGCUGCUGAAAAUAGUCCCCAACAAAUGCACUAUUUUGCACUAGUUUGAGUAACGUUUGUUAAAAACUUUGUCAAGAGUCACAGACGGGCUGGGAAAGUGUGAAAGAAUUGAGAGACAGACUAACACAUUGUUGGUAGAUUUAUUUAUUUAUUUAUUUAAGUCACAAGUAAGACAUUGUAUAGCUAAAACAAAGCAUAACUCUUUAGCUAAACCAUCUCUCUCUCCUUUGGGUAAAAAAAGGAAAGACCAUCUUUAUGGUAAUCACCAAAUAUCAAUCCUCUAAUCAUUAUUACUUUCUUACUCCUAUGAUUCAUAUAUAUAUAUAUAUAUAUAUAUAUUCACUAAUCUACUGUACAUCAUUUUUGUACAUAACAUUUGAGUAGCAUACAGGAAACAAUCAAAAUCUCAUUAUACAACCCUAUGUUGUAAAAUGAUCAAUAAAUUAUCUUGUAUCUAAACAUCCCCUCUGCCCCUGCACUCUCUCUGCUACUAGGGGAUGGAGAGGGGGGAUGCAAGGUUAACCCCCCCCCCAUAUCGCCUACUGCUUAUGCUUAUUUCUUUUUGUAAUUUUGCUAAUGUGUGUACAUACUGUACAUGUUUUUUUCUUGUCUUUUGACCAUGUUUUUGUACGUCUGACAUAGAUCCAAAACAAAAUAAAUACAAUGGUUAUAAAAAACCA